UUGUGUAAAUAAAGUUGAUGUAUUUGUCAAAGCUUAAACACGUCGCUUGUCAGCAAUGACAACAGUCGAUGGCUGCGAUCGACGAAAAGUUUAUGCAUUUGUUACAGCUCUUGUUAAAAAGGGAAUCAAGGUUCUGGCGCUAGACUUUGAUCUGACUCUCAUUUCCAUCCACUCUGGUGGCGUCUGGCGAGAAGGGACGGAGAAAUUGGCAUCGCACGUGCGACCGUGCAUGGCCGAUUUGAUCGAGAUCGCAGUAGACCAUGGCUUGAACGUUUGUGUUGUGACUUUCCACAGACAGUCGUGGCUAAUUAGGGAUUUGUUAAAAAUAGCCCUCUCGAAAAAGGUUGCUGGGAAGGUUCUAGUUCAGGGUAACAGCGUUGAUCUGAUGCAGAGACAGGGUGUUGAUGAGUUUAUGGGGAAGGAGGCACACCUGAUAACAGUAUUAAACGAGAUCUACACGAAACGGCACACGGUCAUCAAGCCGGAGGAGGUCAUUCUCCUUGACGACGAUGAGAAGAACGUGCACACGGCCAUCACCUUUAACCACUGGGCUGUGCUCAUACCGGAAGACGUCACUCAUGACAGUUUCGAAGGUUUUACCAGAAUGCUGCUCGUUACAUAGUUUGGUCACAGAACGCACUGAUAACCAGUUUGUGUGUUACUGUAUGUGAAAUCCUACACUGAUGAUACAAAAAGUGGAAUUUUUACCUUAUUGUGUAUAAUAAGGGGCAGAUUUAACAAGUGAUAUGAGUGUAUUACAUGCCACAAAGGACAAAGUCCUCUAAAGGUUAGAAUUGUUGAAUAUAUGAAUGCUGAUUUGAAAAUUUUUGAUGUUGUUUCAAAAGACUGAUGACAAAUUUCAAAGCUCACAUUCAACAGGAAUAUGAUUUGAAAGUAAAUAAAAAUCAUGCUAGUUCUUCUUUUUAAAAAAAAACAAACAAAAAAAUAAAACCCAUCUAUAUAUAUUCUUAGUUACUAAUAUCUAAUUUUGAAGCAACAUUACGUCUAUUAGAAAAUAUAAUUCUAUGUCCAGAUAAUAAUUAUAUUAUUUAAACUCAUUUUAGUAAUCAAAUUUUGAAUUAGUCAAUUUAAUAAACUUUUAAUUAGUUUCAUCAUGUUUUUUAAAGAUUGGUUUUUAAAAAUGGUUCACAUGGGGCUGGGGUGGUGGGAGCAAUUUAUAUUUAAUAAUACCUAUAAAAUAUAUUUGUAACCCAAGUACAGGUACAACAUACAUGUUUAUACAUGUAUGCAUGUGAAAAAAAUGUAUGGCAGACCCACCAGGCAUAAAGUAAUAAUUGCAGUGAUCCUGCCCACCCCCACACAAUCAGGUGUGGAACAUCCCUAAUAAAACCUGCCGUGAUCCUGCCCACCCCCACACAAUCAGUUGUGGAACAUCCCUGACAAAACCUGAAGUGAUCCUGCCCACCCCACACAAUCAGUUGUGGAACAUCCCUGACAAAACCUGCAGUGAUCCUGCCCACCCCCACACAAUCAGUUGUGGAACAUCCCUAACAAAACCUGCAGUGAUCCUGCCCACCCCACACAAUCAGUUGUGGAACAUCCCUGACAAAACCUGAAAUUGGUUACAAAUUCUAUUCUCUUUUUUAAUCAUGCUACAUGUAUUUGUUGCCCAGCUUAAGGCUAAGACUUGUUCUUAUUUUCACUGUUUAUUAAACAUUACCUAAUAACAUUAAAAAAAGUGUGCUUCCAUUUAUUAUUGUAAUAAUGAAUUGUUUUAUCUAAUUUCAGUAUAAUGUUUUUUGUUGUUUUUUAAUUUUAUAUUAUUCAUAAAUACAUUGGAGCUUUAAAUGUACUUCAUUUAAAGGAGACCGACUUAAUUUUUUUUUGUCAUGUUUAAUUUUUUCCAUUAAAUGUAUGUAUACAAAUAUAGUAAAGCUAUUGCUUAAAUACCAGUACCGUAAUUGCAUGAUAUAAAUAUAUUUGAAUGCUAAUUUGAAAAUAUUAAAUAAAUAUGUCAUGACAACAGAUUUCUUUUCUAAAAAAAAACCCUACCAUUAUACUUGAAAUCUUGGGGAAAAGAAUUACAACUGAUAUACAUGUAAACAUAUCAGGCUUUUUGCCAGAAAACAAUUUGAGCCAAAACAAAACCGAUCAUAAGUGCCCCAUCUAUUAUAUAGGUGGUUAUGGGUUCAAAUCUUUUGAAAUUGGACACUGCAUUUCAUGAACUUUGAAAAUCUUUUAAACAGCAGUUUUCUCACUAUAAUCUUUCUAAAAAUUACAAAAAUGUAUCCAUCAAUUUCCAAGAUUUUUAAGGUACAUACUGUUGAUACCCUCUGGCAGAAAUACUGCAUACGUUUUGACAUUUUUCACUAACUGACAUUUUGAUCUAUUUAAUGUUAACUGAAUUCAACUGAGUUAAUUAACUUUUUUAUAAAUAAAUUUAAUGUUUUGGAGCGAGGUACUUGAAAUACCUGUUCAUUAUUUUGUACUACAGGGUACCUGUAAAUGUCUUCUGGUAAUAAAAACUUCUUUUUUUUAAUAACAUUGUGUGAAUUUAAUCAAAUAAAAUUUACAUUGAUUGUGUCGUGAUAAAAGUAUUAUAAUUAUUAUGUUGUCCAGAAAAACUAGUCAUAAAGUGUACAGGUAAUAUUAAUAAGCCACCUAAAACCAACCAUCAAGCAAACAAAUCUUACUUGGUCUUCCUCACUGUCGAUGUUGGAACCAAUUUUUUUUUUAAUCUGUCCAUAAUAAUUUUAUGCAUUGGUGAUGUUUAUGUAUUAAAAGAUUACAGUUGUCUGUCAGAAGUGUCUACUAUGUUUGUACAGUCUUCUAACUAUGCGUGUUUCAUUUGGUUAAUGCUUUAAAACAUCAAUGGUGUAAGUUGUUUUUGUUGCACAUACAUUUCAAUUGUCAAUCAUGAAAGUUUGGAAAGACAUAGAACUUGUAAAACAUG
Messenger RNA from Gigantopelta aegis, 2914 nucleotides. RefSeq lists its product as uncharacterized. The transcript is spliced from 2 exons. NCBI's taxonomy places the organism in Eukaryota, Metazoa, Mollusca, Gastropoda, Neomphalida, Peltospiridae. Bases 56 to 622 code for a protein of 188 amino acids. The record is from RefSeq and is a predicted model, not a curated record.